Messenger RNA from Cylicocyclus nassatus, 2191 nucleotides. The record is from the annotation of a GenBank genome assembly. NCBI's taxonomy places the organism in Eukaryota, Metazoa, Nematoda, Chromadorea, Rhabditida, Strongylidae.
GUUAGCAGUUCAUCCUCCGUUGGAGGACAGCAGUACCAUCCAAGUAUGUUGAAACUGUGGAAGUCAUUGCUGUCGAGAUGGGAAACAAUGAAACGUGAACCACGAAAAGAACGACCGCAAUGGUCAGAGAGUUCUUCACUUGCUAGCACAACGCAACUAGACUCUCAAGAUCUCCCGCAAACAGCACUGCUGCGUAAACGAAUGGUACAAGGUGGUCUGCUGCCUGGAAGCCCAGACACUCUACCAUCUAAUUCCAACUCCGUCAUCUCCAUCAUUGAUGAGGUAAACUAUUCGCGGAAGUCCAAAGACAAGCAACUUCCUUCACAUAAAAAGAUCAUUAUUUUGAAACGCUCGGCGGUUUCUUCUCCAAAAGAAGAAGCGAUGGACACUAGUAAAAUAUGGAUGCCAAAAAAGCGACAUUUUCGCGACACGGAAGAGUGGCGCAAGAAAAAAACUCGUGUACUCAACAAGAUGAGAGCGCUUUCACGAAUCAAUCUGCUGCUGGUGUUAUCCAAGAUGUCGACCAUCGAGAAGCUACCGGACAAGGUGCUACAGCAAAUAUUCUCUUAUCUGUCUCCAUAUCAGAUACUUCGAACCGGACAAGUAUGCAAAAGAUGGAGAGCAGUAGCAUGUAGCCCGAUGCUAUGGAAAUUUGUCUCCUUCAGACCUAAUUACGGGGGAAUUCAGGUGACGAAUCACGACUACUUUCUGCAUCUCAUCGGAACUCAGUUCUCCGAACUUCGUAUCGUCGAGCUGACUACCGAUUUGAUCACUCCGAACGUACUCUAUGAAAUGGCCAAUAAAUGUCCCCGUCUGCAGCAUCUGACUCUCGACUUCUCUACUGCAAUGCAGCUUCAUGACUUCACCGAUCUGCAGUCAUUCCCAUCACGUCUGCGCAGUUUGACGUUAUGUCUAUCUGAAAAUAUCUUCUUAGAGGGCUUUUUGAGAAAAGUAUACACGUUCAUCUCUUCUGUUGAACUGCUUCAUAUAAUUGGUACAUACGAAAAAGUGGAAGACGAAGAAGAGGAGGUUUAUGAGACAGUCAAUAUAUUCAAGCUCAAGCAGUUUCUGCCAAAUCUUCGCGUCGUGAAUUUUUGGGGUGUACCGUUUAUCACAGAUGAGCAUGUGGAUGCGAUAUCAUCUAACUGUGCUCAUUUAGAAUGUCUAUGCGUCAACUACUGCACAAAGGUGAAUGGUUCCUGCUUAAGACUGGUAUUGCAGAGAUGCCGCAAGCUCAAAAGCCUUUUCCUGGCUUACACAAGCUUGGACAAUGCGACAAUGAAAGCUGUCGAAUGGGAAAAGACAAGAAUCGAAGAAUUGGACGUAAAGGGCACCGAACUCUCAACGGAUACCCUGAUCUCACUACUUACCCGACUUCCUUACCUGCGAUGGUUGGAUGCAAGUUGGUUGGAAAACAUGACGGAUCAGGUACUGGAAGCUUGGCUACAGUCCGGUGCCCUGGCAAACCUCCAAUUUAUCAAUUUGGACACUUGCGACUCAUUGAACGAAGCAGCACUGACUGAAAUGAUUGUCCGCCAUGGUUCACAAUUACAAGGACUGUGUCUCGGAGGGCAACAUAAAUUGCUCGAGUAUUUCUGGAUGAACGUAAUUCCACAGCUCAAGAACAUUAAAGUAAUCGUUAUGGGAAUCGCAGAGGACUGUUGUGCCAAAGUAGCAGCGAAAAUCCAUGUUGAUCAAUUCAUUGAUUGCAUAGCGCAAAAUUGUCCAUUGUUGACACGGCUAGAAAUUCGUUGGGAUGACGACACACUCAGGUUUUCCGACAAAUCUAGCAAAUUCAUUGACGUGCUUCGCAUGAAGUGCUUGAUGCUCCAUUCCAUAGUGCUCAGCGAUGGUCAAUAUUACGAACUUGUCCGAUCGAAUUUCGAGCGGGCCGAUAGAAUGAGUGUUGUAAGGACAACCGAGAUGUGCCGUACUGGUCUCCUACAUUGCUCUCGAUUUUAUAACCAAUUGCUAUUCAACUAGAAGUUAAUGUUCGUAAUGUAUACUAGUCAGAGUAGCAUCUCAUUUCUUUUACGGCGAAGCAGUCAAAGUCCAAAGUCCGGUUUUUUCUUAGUUUGGUUCGAUUCUUCUGAUUGAUGCUCAUAAUUCUUCGAACUCGGGUCCUCAUCUAUGAUUUUCGCUAUUUUCGUGUAUUUUGAACUGUCUGUAUGCAAGUAAUGAAAUUUCGAUG